This is a messenger RNA of Microdochium trichocladiopsis, 2514 nucleotides long. Its product is annotated as fungal-specific transcription factor domain-containing protein. Gene Ontology annotation, biological process: positive regulation of transcription from RNA polymerase II promoter by galactose; DNA-templated transcription. The transcript has 8 exons. The record is from RefSeq and is a predicted model, not a curated record. Bases 1 to 2514 code for a protein of 837 amino acids. NCBI's taxonomy places the organism in Eukaryota, Fungi, Ascomycota, Sordariomycetes, Xylariales, Microdochiaceae. Gene Ontology annotation, cellular component: nucleus. Gene Ontology annotation, molecular function: DNA-binding transcription factor activity, RNA polymerase II-specific; RNA polymerase II cis-regulatory region sequence-specific DNA binding; zinc ion binding.
AUGCACACCCAUAAGCACAUGGCGGCGUCGCCCCCAAACAGCACGCCCGACCACAUCAAUGGCCUUCGCGGCGGCGGUGGCGGCGGCGGCGAAGACGACGACGACCUGGUACACCGUCGCGACUCCAACACGACGACCAACGGCGACGAUGAUGGCCACGCCGAGAACGGGCCUCGCAAGCGCCGUCGCAUCCCAGUCGCCUGCAGCUGGUGUCGUGCCCGCAAGUCUCGUUGUGACGGGCAGCGUCCAAAGUGCGGCUCGUGCGAGGCACAGGACAUCGAAUGCAUCUAUGCACAGAACCCUCCUACUGCCAACGCAACCGUGCCCAAGGUCUUCCUUGAUCUCGUCGAAGCUCGUCUUUCUGCUGUCGAGCGUGAUCUGCGCGUGCUCAAGGGCAAGAACUCCCAGACUGGUCUCUUGACGCCAGCGCACAUGCCAUUUCGUGACGAGAACAACCAGUCACCCACGGCCCAGACUGGCCCCGGCAUCGAAGUCUCGGUGGCUGCGGAUGACGACGACGAUGCGAGCUCCGUGUACUCGCCCGAUGUCACUGACGGGAUUGGCAGCAUCGAGUUUGCCGCCGAGGAAGACUCUGCUGCAUACUUUGGCCCAACAUCGAAUAUCGCAUUCACACGUGUGAUCCGUCGUGCCAUAAGCACAGUGAUCAAAGACCCGCAACGCACGGGACCACUCUCCCCAUGUCCCGACGAUGACUUGCAGAAACACAGACCUCCAUUGGCCGUCUCAAGGCCGCCAUCACCACCAUCCCAUGCACGCAAAGUCUCAUGGACAGGACGAAGGAGCAGUCCCGAGACAUUUCACAUCCCUCCAGAGGAGGAGACAACACGGCUCAUUAGGAGAUACUUCAGCGACACCGGCCUUUUAUUUCCAUACAUCCACGAGGAGACAUUCUGGAAGACCUACCUGAGUGCUCGAGCCUGUCGCUUUCGAGGUGUCAAGAAGAGCUGGCUGGGCCUGCUCAACAUGGUCAUGGCGAUGGCCAUGAGCACAGACAUGGAUGCUGGCAUGAACGCGGCGGAACGGGCUGUUCACGGUGACGUCUUUCUAGGACGAGCUAAAGCGUUGUGUGUAGGCCAGAUGAUGACUUCGGCUUCUGUUGAGACAGUGCAGGUCAUGCUCCUGAUGACCCAAUACCUUCAAAGUACCCAACGUUCCAUACGAACAUGGACUGUCCAUGGACUCGCAGUGAAAGCCGCCCUCCAACUCGGCCUUCACUCUGAAGAGGCGCUGAGACGACACGCGCCCCUUGAGCGGGAAACACGGAUCCGGACUUGGUACGCUUGUAUCAUUCUUGAUCGUACUCUGUGCAUGACCUUUGGACGGCCGCCCGCGAUCCCUGAAAGCUAUGUCCGGACCCCGCUUCCCGCUCAUUACAUGGAAUUUUCUAGCCAGAACAAGGCCGUCCCAUGUUCUUGGUCUACUGAAGAAGUUAGCACAGCAUUCUUCAACGUUACGAUUUCGCUACACCAAAUAAUGUGCAAAGUCAUUGACAUGCUCUACGCCCAUAACAUUGGCUGCAGCACACCGACACCGCUAGCUGAUACUGCUUCUGUGAUUCUCCAGACGGAACAGCAGCUCGUGUCAUGGCGGUCAUCACUACCAGCCAGCCUGAAGCUUGUCAACGCGGAUGAGCUCGCAGCGGACUCGGGCGUACUUUCACUACAAAAGAAACUCCGGGUCAUCUUGACGCUACGAUAUCACAAUCUGCGCAUACUGGCGCACCGUCCAAUACUGGACCGUUACCUAGAGCUUCUCCAGGGCUCUGUGCUGGAUCCGCACGAGGCUUCCGUGCUUUGGCAGAUCAGUCAUCGAAGCAAGAGCAGUUGCUUUCAGUCUGCCGAGGUCAUCGUCAAUGUAGUAUCUACGACGACGCAUUCGUCAGCAGAGCACAGAAAUCUGCUGGGAGCCUGGUGGUUUACGUUGUACUACACGUUCAACGCAGCUUUGACCCUCGUGGCCAUCAUGAUAUCCGAAGAUGUCAACCCACUGGACUUGGACAACCAAAUGCCACUACCAAGGAAUGGCAGUGCAUCCGUGACUCACAAGCAGAAGACGGUGCUGAAUCAAGCAAUUGAAUGUUUGCCGCUGAUAGACCAUCGCAACCCGGUGAUUGAGAAGUGUACAAAAUUCACAUCCGCACUGAGACACUGCGCUCAAGGAUUUCCUCGACCAAGGCAGCUCCAUCACAAUAACAUGCUUCAAAUAUCAGCACAGACCCUACCCGCGGGAAGUCGACGGCACUCGAUGUUCGAAGUCCCGCCCAGCACAAGCACGAUGAACAGUAGCGGAGGCAUGGCGAUAGGCAAUCAUCACAUGCCUGCUGGCCUCAGCAUUCCAGCUUCGGCGGCCAUGCUGCCUCCGCCGGCGGGCGCGGCCAGCUUCUUGCCUCCCGAAUUCGACUUUUCGGACAUGAGUCUUGAUCUGACGGAUAUGAUGGGCUACACAGAGCCAGGCUUUAUCGACAACAUGCCCACAUCGGAUCUGGUAUGGUAG